Messenger RNA from Hyaloscypha bicolor E, 896 nucleotides. RefSeq names its product NAD(P)-binding protein. Lineage: Eukaryota; Fungi; Ascomycota; Leotiomycetes; Helotiales; Hyaloscyphaceae. Bases 1 to 873 code for a protein of 290 amino acids. The record is from RefSeq and is a predicted model, not a curated record. The transcript has 4 exons. Gene Ontology annotation, cellular component: intracellular anatomical structure. Gene Ontology annotation, molecular function: oxidoreductase activity, acting on NAD(P)H, oxygen as acceptor.
AUGGCCAGCUCCGUAGCAACACUAAACCGCUCAAACGAUGCGUAUCUCAACGCAAAUGUUUUUGACCUCUUCUCGUUAAAGGAGCGUGUGGUUGUGAUUACAGGGGGUGCUCGCGGGAUUGGUCUCGCUCUUGGGUUCGCCGUUGCUGAGGCGGGCGGGGUGCCCGUCAUGAUCGAUGCAAAUGGCCAACCUCACGGGCACUUUCAGAUUCUUCAGAAGAUGUGCCCGAAAAUGAAAUUAUAUGUUUCAGAUGUUACGAAUUAUGAGAGACUGGAAAAGACUUUCAACGAGAUCAUCGCUGAAUAUGGGAGAAUAGAUGGCUGUAUAACUGCUGCCGGGAUCUGUCCGGAUCAGCCAUUUUUAGAACGGUCUCCAGCGAGCGUUAAGCGCUGCUUUGAUAUCAACAUUGCAGGCACCUUCUUCACAACACAACUAGCAGCCAGGCAAAUGGACAAGCAAGCAAAACAGUCAUCAGCAGCACCAAGUGCGAGCAAAGGUUCUAUUGUCUUGAUUGCAUCAAUUGCCGCGCAUCGGGCCAGUAAAGGCCAAUUUCUCAGCGAUUACUGUACCAGCAAAGGAGCCGUAGCAUCAAUGGCUAAAGCUUUAGCUGUUGAGCUUGCGGAGAAAAGCAUACGUGUCAACUACAUAUCCCCUGGAUACAUAAUGACGGAUAUGACUUUGGCGAUUUCAGACACACGGCCGGGGCUGGCUAAGAUAUUUGUGGACGACCCACCGAUGAAGAGGAUGGGUGAUAGAACAGACCUGAAAGGAGCUGCUGUUUACCUGCUCAGUGAUUCUAGUGCAUAUAUGACAGGUGGCGAGCUAUUGAUCACUGGUGGUCUUCACGCUGGACUUUAUGAUGAAGUCGCAUGAAUUGUCCUGAAAUUGUUGUUUAU